Molecule: messenger RNA, 2197 nt
Organism: Colossoma macropomum (tambaqui)
Lineage: Eukaryota; Metazoa; Chordata; Actinopteri; Characiformes; Serrasalmidae
Product: H-2 class II histocompatibility antigen, A-U alpha chain-like
Exons: 6
Coding region: 162-875 (237 amino acids)
Biological process (GO): positive regulation of T cell activation; antigen processing and presentation of exogenous peptide antigen via MHC class II; immunoglobulin production involved in immunoglobulin-mediated immune response
Cellular component (GO): membrane; MHC class II protein complex
Molecular function (GO): MHC class II protein complex binding
Source: RefSeq, a predicted model, not a curated record
AGUGACUCCUAUGGAGAGACAGAACAGUGGACGUCUCUGUAGAAUGACCCAGUUUCAUGACGAAAACAAACCCAUCAUAAUUUACAUGGAAAAACUCUGAUAACGCUCGACUGCCCGUGAUUACAGAACAGAAGAAGGAAGCGGCUGCUGCGAGUUCUGAAAUGGCGGCUCUGUUAGUCCUGACCUUAAUGACCGUCAGCUCUGUCCACUCACAGCCGGCGGGUUUUCAUCGAUUCAGCCUGCUACAGGCGUGUGACGAGACCAGCGCUGAUUUCUCUGUUGUGUACGACGGAGAAAAGCUUGUUUAUUAUGAUUACAAAAACCAGCGGACCGUCCUGACGUUGCCAGACUUCGCUGAUCCAGUCGAGGGCCCUGAUCUGUCCAAACCAGCUCUCAGAGGAGAAAACGUCUGCAGGCAGGCGUUAGCCGUGUUAAACGAGGCCUAUAUGAACCCACCUGAAGAGCUGGAACCUCCCUGGACCUCCAUCUACCCGAAAAACGACGUGAAGCUGAAGACAAAGAACACACUCGUCUGUCACGUGACUGACUUUUUCCCGCCGCCGGUCAGAGUGUCCUGGACCAAGAACGACCUGAACGUGACGGAGGGCGCGACCCUGAGCCCGUACUACCAGAACAGUGACGGGACGUUAAGCGUGUUCUCCACGCUGAGCUUCACUCCAGAGGAAGGAGAUGUUUACAGCUGUACGGUGGAGCAUCGCGCGCUGGAGCAGCCGCAGACCAGAAUAUGGGAUGUUCAGGUGGAGCAGUCGAGUGUGUUUCCCUCUGUGGUGUGUGUGGUGGGGGUGUGUCUCGGUGUGAUCGGAGCAGCUGCUGGAAUUUUCCUCAUCUUCAGAGCGAACGCCCUCUGCAGCUGAGUCACUCUGGACGCUCUGAUGAGCCUGAUGGACCGCGUUCUAUCUGUACUGGACGCAGCGGAGGUCAUUAUAGGAGGGAGAACCUUACAGCAGCGGCACCGAGAGAGACUCACACUUUACAGCCUCAAUGAGGUUCUUACCCAGUUUCUCCCCCAAAACACGGCACUCCUUCGGUGGAGCAGCUUCACUUUCAGAGAGGAGAGAACUUGAAGAGCCUGCACUCCUAAAGAAGAUGGUUCUCCAAGGGUUCUUUAGUAAAGACAAUGGUUCUAUACAGAAAACACUCAAAGAACCAUUUCAUGCUUGAAUGGUUCUGUGCUUGGUUAAAUGGUUCUUCAGAUUGAUGGAGAUAAAAUGUAAGAAACCAGUUCACAGUGCAAAGCAUUUAAAUGGUUCUUUGGGUGUUUAAGCAUGCAAAUGGUUCUAUAUACAAUUCAUGGUCCUAUGUAGAACCAUUCUCUUUACUCAAGAACCCUUGAAGAACCGUCUUUUUGAGAGUGCAUAUUAAAAGUAUGCAGUAUAAAUGAUUUCUCAGUAAGAGAAACAUCUUAAAUCUAGUCAAUUUAUUUCAUAUGUCUAAUUAUGACACUGUUGUAAGAAUAUCAUAAGAUUAUUCCACAGUUUCGAUGUGUUUUUACUCAUUUUUACUUAAUUAUAUCUUGUUAAAUUGUCUUAUUUCUUUGGCAGAUCAUUCCCUACAACAAGUAAAAUUAUUUAUGUCAAUUCUGAAAACAAGUAAAUGAUCUGCAAGGAAUAAGACACUUUCACCUGAUAAACUUACUCAAAACAAGUACAAAUGUCUAGAAAAAAGUUCAACUAUCUUAUAAUAUACUUACAAUGAUCUUGUAAAGAGAAAUAUUAGAUAUAUUGACUAUUUAAGAUGCUACAAAGUCAUUUUCUGCCAUGUAGCUGCUGCUUCAGUGCUGACUGAUCUGUAAAUAAACUCAAAUCUGGUGGUGUUUCCCUCGAUAGCUAACGUUAGAUAGAUUAUCUGCGGGUUCUGUGGGACGACUGUGCUGAUCUGUGUGUUUUUAUGCUUUUGUACAGUAAAUGUUAAAGUUAGUGGUAUUAAUGCACAAAACACUGAAGUAAUUAAGAUUUAUUAUUUAUUGUCGUUCGCAUAGAGAAACACUCAGAAACCCUGUACAGUGAGACUCUGCUCUGCUCUGCCUCCCACACUACAGUUACUGUACAACACUCCAUAAAUACCAAGUAAAAACAGCAGAGGAGUGAGAUAAAUAUAUAUAUAUAUCAAUAAUAAAAAAUAUAUAUAUGUUUAGAUUUUUUAAUUUGUUCAUACAUAAAAUUUAUAUAAUUUAACA